Molecule: messenger RNA, 183 nt
Organism: Pochonia chlamydosporia 170
Lineage: Eukaryota; Fungi; Ascomycota; Sordariomycetes; Hypocreales; Clavicipitaceae
Exons: 1
Coding region: 1-183 (60 amino acids)
Source: RefSeq, a predicted model, not a curated record
AUGUUAUACUUUCUUCCCCUCUCUUCCGUUCCGUCGUGUUCCGAGGACCGCACAUCAGUCAAGACCAGAAGUGACUUUGUUGUCAUAUCAGGCUAUGUCUGCGUUCGGUUGAUGCUAAGGUCCCGUCCAGAGCUGGCUUCCACUAGGUCAUUGAUGACUCAAGGGUCCAAAGAAGAAUUAUAA